This is a messenger RNA of Nothobranchius furzeri (turquoise killifish), 1064 nucleotides long. RefSeq names its product translation machinery associated 16 homolog (gene tma16). The record is from RefSeq and is a predicted model, not a curated record. Lineage: Eukaryota; Metazoa; Chordata; Actinopteri; Cyprinodontiformes; Nothobranchiidae. Gene Ontology annotation, cellular component: nucleus.
AAUUCAACGACGGACCACUUCCGUUUCCGGUGCUCAGUGUCAACAGAGCUUCAACACACGUUUUCACUCUGAAACGAUGCCGAAGACCCAGAAGGGGAAAGCGGCGGAGAAAGUUGUUCAUCCGUACAGCAGGAAAGCAGCUUACCUUGCCCGGGAAGAAAACCGACUGAAAAGGAAAGAAAGGCAGAAAAACGAGAAAGCAGCGCGUCUGAACAACAUUGGUGAGAAGCUGCUGUGGUUUCAGAGUCAGCUGGAUUCAGCGAAGACAAAUUAUUCCCGGAAAGAUGCCUGUGAGAUUAUUGAAAGGUACCUUCACAGAUUUGAUUCAGAACUGGAACAGAUCAAGUUGAUGAAUGGGAUCAAAGGUCGGCAGGGUCGUCUUCAUGGCGCCAGAGAGGCUGUCAUCAAACAGACCGUGGAGCGAGAACAGGCGCAGUACGAAGGCGUCGGAUUUGAGAUUCCAGACAUCAUCAAUACAAAGCAUCUGAAAACAUUCAGAGAAUGGACCGGAGAUCUGAAGAAACUUCCAAACAUAAAACUACGAAAAGUAUCAAAGAAAAAUGUGGACACAAGAAAUGAAAUGGAGGAAAAAGAAGAUCCAGAGGAAGUUCCUGAGGAAGAUGAUUUGGAUGAUGAGCUGAUGGAUGAGACUGAUCACUAACACUUGUUUGUGCUUUAAUAUGGAAGCCUCUGUGGAAGUGGGGAGGCUUGUAAAGGGAAGAAAUCGUGUGAGAAGAUGCUUCUGUUCCACAGAUGACCUGCGGGUGGUGCUAAACCCCAAGUCCGACACCUAAAUUGUUCCCAUACCAAGUUUUUCCAUUUGACAAGUCAGUAACUUCAGACUGGACUUUUUGAGGUUCUACAUUCAUUUAUUGCACAAACAAUUCCAUUAUGCAUGUAACCUGCAUCGUGUCUAUUCAGAGCUGAAAAAACAAACAUGCUGCAAAACAGUCCUGCACAAGAUUGGACAAAGAAAAACAUUCGUAAAGUUCUGGUUGUCAUAAUGUAUCAGUUACUGAUAAUCUCCAGAUGAAAGCUACAUAAAACUACAAUUUAUCAACAAA